CACGGCGGCCGAGGACCGUUCACAACAAAGGCGAGAGGCAGAUUUUUAUUUAGAGUCAACAGUUUCAUCAGAUAAGCGCUAAAUUAUUCAGGGCCAGAAAGAGGAAAAACGACCGCCAUCGUCGUGCUAAUUGGGAAGCGCACAAUGUCGGCUAUCUGUGGACCCACCGGCUGAAGAGGUCUGAUCGUUCUGGAGAGCUGGGAAGCGAGAGAUGGGGAACACAGCCACCAAGUUCCGCAAAGCACUGAUCAGUGGAGAUGAGGUUCUGGGCUAUCAGCUCUACGAGGGCAACCCUCAGUUCAAAGAAUCUCUGGACCCCAACACCUCAUAUGGGGAACCGUACCAACACAACACCCCGCUCCAUUAUGCUGCCAGACAUGCCAUGACGCGCAUACUCAGGUCCUUUCUCUUCAGCAAGGACGGGAACCCCAACAAACGUAACAUGCACAAUGAGACCACACUGCAUGUGUUAUGCAUGGGGCCAAAUAUCUUGCUAUCCGAAGGGGCGCUGCAGCCGCGACUAGCCCGUCCCUAUGAAGAUGAACGCAGACGGGCUGAGUGCCUCCAGAUGAUCCUAAAGUGGACCGGCGCCAAACUGGACCGGGGUGAAUAUGAGAGUGCUGACGUCAGUGCCACCGAUAACAAGAAGAACACACCACUACACUACGCUGCUGCCUCAGGGAUGAAGACGUGUGUGGAGUUUCUGGUGAAGCGUGGUGCAGACCUGUUUGCAGAGAAUGAAAACAAGGAGACCCCAUGUGACUGUGCAGAAAGGCAGCACCAUAAGGAGCUUGCACUCAGUCUGGAGUCUCAGAUGGUCUUCUCUACUGACCCCCAUGCAGAGGAUAUUGAGGCAGAGUAUGCAGCCUUAGACCGCAGGGAGUUUUAUGAAGGUUUGCGAGUGCAGGACCUCAGGAGACUGAAGGACAUGUUGAUAGUUGAGACGGCAGAUAUGUUGCAAGCUCCUCUCUUCACCGCAGAGGCUCUUCUUCGGGCACAUGACUGGGACAGAGAGAAACUCCUGGAAGCUUGGAUGUCUAAUGCUGAAAACUGCUGUCAGCGCUCAGGCGUUCAGAUGCCAACUCCCCCGCCCAGAGGCUACAACACCUGGGACACCCUGCCCUCGCCCCGUACGCCUCGCACCACUCGCUCAUCCAUCACCUCCCCGGACGAGAUCAGCCUGACCCCUGCUGAUGAUGAUUGCUCCUUGUGCGGCAUUUGUAUGUGUGCAACCUCCAUGUUUGAGGAGCCUGUUGAUAUUCCAUGUGGUCAUGAGUUCUGCAGAGGAUGCUGGGAAAGUUUCUUGAAUAUGAAGAUUCAGGAGGGGGAGGCCCACAAUAUCUUCUGCCCAGCUUAUGACUGCUUCCAGCUGGUUCCUGUUGAGGUCAUUGAGAGCAUUGUGUCCAGAGAGAUGGACAAACGUUAUCUGCAGUUUGACAUCAAGGCAUUUGUGGAGAAUAAUCCUGCCAUCCGGUGGUGCCCGCGGGCUGGCUGUGAUAGAGCAGUGCGAUUGGCCGGACAGGGGCCAGGUGCCAGCACCUCUGACUCUCUCAGUUUCCCUUGCCUCCAGGCACCUGCGGUGGACUGUGGCAAGGGCCAUCUUUUCUGCUGGGAGUGCCAAGGAGAGGCCCAUGAACCAUGUGACUGCCAAACUUGGAAGAUGUGGCUCCAGAAAGUCACUGAUAUGAAACCAGAAGAAUUGGCAGGUGUAAGUGAAGCAUAUGAAGAUGCUGCCAACUGCCUGUGGUUACUCAGCAACGCCAAACCCUGUGCCAACUGCAAAUCUCCCAUUCAGAAGAAUGAGGGCUGUAACCACAUGCAAUGUGCCAAGUGCAAGUAUGAUUUCUGCUGGAUCUGUCUGGAAGAGUGGAAAAAGCACAGUUCCUCUACAGGAGGUUACUACCGCUGCACACGCUAUGAGGUCAUUCAGCAAGUGGAGGAGCAGUCUAAAGAGAUGACCGUUGAGGCUGAGAAGAAACACAAGAACUUCCAGGAAUUGGAUCGCUUCAUGCACUAUUACACACGGUUUAAGAAUCAUGAGCACAGCUACCAGCUGGAAGACCGUCUGCUUAAAACGGCCAAAGACAAGAUGGAACAGCUUAGCAAAGUUCUGAGUGGAAGAGAAGGCGGACCUCCAGAUACUACUUUCAUUGAAGAUGCAGUGCAUGAACUACUUAAGACUCGUCGUAUUCUCAAGUGCUCUUACCCUUAUGGGUUCUUUUUGGAGCCCAAAAGCACAAAAAAGGAAAUAUAUGAACUUAUGCAGACUGACUUGGAAAUGGUGACGGAAGAUCUUGCACAGAAAGUCAACCGGCCUUACCUCCGCACGCCUCGUCAUAAGAUAAUCCGCGCUGCCUGCCUGGUGCAGCAAAAGAGGCAGGAGUUUUUGGCCUCCGUGGCAAGAGGUGUGGCACCAAAUGAUUCGCCCGAAGCCCCUCGACGCAGUUUUGCUGGUGGAACAUGGGACUGGGAGUACUUGGGUUUCGCUUCUCCUGAGGCGUAUGCUGAGUUCCAGUACAGACGCAGACACAGGCAGCGCAGGAGAGGAGACAUGGCCAGCCUCCGCAGCAACACCCCCGACCCUGAUGACCCAGGCCACAGCACUUUAGACGCACAAGAAAUUGGUGGUGGUCAGAGACUGGGUUUGCUCAUGCCUCACGGUUCUCUAGAUGAGGAUGAUCCCAAUAUCCUGUUGGCCAUCCAGCUUUCUCUGCAGGAGUCUGGGCUGACUGCAGGCGGUGCUGGCGUUGAUGCUCAAGAGAUCCUCGCAAACGAAGCAUCUCUGGGGGCCAUUGGAACAUCCCUGCCCACACGUCUGGACCCGGUGCUGUGCGGGAUAGACGUGCCCCGUGCUGCCCUGAGCAGCUCCGAGCUGUUAGAGGUGGGUGACAGCCUAAAGAAGCUCGGUAAUAUCAGUGGCCAGAAUGUCCCUCCGCGUUAUGACAAUCUCAACAAUCCUUCCUGUGAGUCCGCUGAGGGCCCCUUCCAAGCACCUUCGGGACAUACGGAAACCUCUGAUUUCAGUUCAGACAACGCCAACCUUCUAGGCAACAUCAUGGCUUGGUUUCAUGACAUGAAUCCGCAGAAUAUCAGUUUGGUUCCUUCGGCUGGUGAUUUCGGCAUUCAGUCGGCAAGAAUGACAACAGAGCCGACCGAGUGUGCCGUUCCACAGUGGACACCGGGGGGCGAUAGAGAGGCAGAGCAUGAGUUCGACUCCGCUAUUGAGCAUGAGCCCAUCAGGCCGACACAGUUAGACCUGGUAGGUCUCGAUAUGUGUCCGGUGCCUCCUGCUUCGUCCAUCGAGUUGGGCGAAACGCCGAGUGGUUUGAACCCGUGUCACUCCGAUGCCCCAAAAUGUGACUCAGACCCCAACCAGCCUAGCAGUAGCUCCUCUGAAUGGGAGGGUCAAGAACAUCAUGUAUGAAAUACUGACAUUACUUACUAGCUAAGGCACUUUUUUGAUGAAGUAGCUGAACCCGAGGAACAAGAUUAAUCAUGACAAGAAGCUUUGUAUUGUCAGAUAUGUAGUUUGAGUACUCGCUCAGGCCUUUGUGCUUAUGAGGCAUGUGUUGUUUGCUCACUAAAAAACUCGUUCCGAUCCUGGAGUGUUAAACACUUUUAAAAGAGUCAGCAAAUGAACCAGAAAGCGCUAUGAAGGCGCGAAUCUACUGUAUAGUACAGGAUGGUAUUCAGUGUGAGUUCGCCUGAUUAAAAAGGUUGUAAAAGAUACUGUAGGUGCCAAAAAACACUGGCUAGCACAUGCCGAGUGGACAGUGUGCUGAUCGUGCCUGCUGCUGAGGGCCUAGCCGCCCUAUCGAGUACGCUAUCCUUCCUUUAAACUAGACCUGUAGUAUUAGAGAAGUGCACAACAGCAUCACGCUCAGAAGAGCUGGGCUGAUAAUCACAGAAACUAAAAGAAGAGUAAUUCUAGUUGCAGUCGACUUUUCUUUUUCUGGUCAAACGUAAUCACUGUAAUCCAUCACCGGCUAAUUAGAAUGGAAAGUACCGGCGAGUUUAAACUCAGUUCAGAAGCGCCGCGCCGGAUCUAGAAAACGCUUUGUCUUUGCAACUUCUCACAGUGCCUUUUCUGUGAAACUUCUCUUUAUUUAUAGCCGCUCUCUUGCACUCGAAGCCCAGAGUGGGGGAAGUUCCAAUACAUAUCAUACUUGUAUUUUCAGGUGGUGGUUAGGCAAACUGAGCUCAAUGUUUUUUAAAAGACAUUUUUAUACAUGUUGGGUUGUCCUUUAGCAUGCUUCUGGCCCCUUCUCCCGGGUUGUUUUUAAAGCAGUUAUUUAAAUGAACUUGGACACAUUUACGGAUUAAAUUGAUCUAUAUUUAAUGAGAUACUAUUCAUUGUGUGUUAAGAUGUGAUUUCCACAUGGCCACAUGUAAAAAUUAAAUGCUCAAAUGUAAAAAUCCGUAGAUGUUUUCCUGGUGCAUCUCUAAUAGAAAAUUAUGAUUUUUUUUUUGAAUUUUGAAUUUUGAAACCACAUUUUCCCCUCAGAGUAUCUAAGAUCUCUAGAUCUUUCGGUAGAGGAAAAGGCAUUUCAUUGUGAUGGCCAGAAGCUGUUUUAGCUUCAGAUUUACAUUUCUACAUAUGGUGGAACUCACCCACAAUUAAGUUUUUUUUUUUUACAAUUAAUUUAACUGUGGUAUUUCUCUACAGUAAAUUAUGUAAAUUUAUUUUCUAUUUAUUUAAAAUUGAAUGUCCUUAAAAUGAAUGAAGAUCAAGGUAAAGUUGGUGAUGACAAAAAAAAUUAAUGAACGGCAAUAUAUAUUUUUAUGUCUAUAUCAAUCUGUAAUAACACAGUACCAGUUUUUUUGCUUAAAACGUGUCUGCUGAAAUAAUUGUUCAAAGCCUUUUAACCGAAUGAACAAUGUUUUUGAUUUGCUUCAAUUUAAUUGUGAACACCUGCCCAACUUUUCAUCUGAUGAAACCGCUAAAUCACAGCAGCACUAAGUUUUAAGCAUUUCAGAAAAUUUGCACAAAAUUAGCUCACAUUUCAGCUAUGGAAUAACACGUUUUAGCUCAAAGGUUUGCUGUUAUAUUGGCGAUUUUGAGUGAGCAGGCGCCUGAUGUUUUACUGUGGGCUUGAUGUCAUUUGUGUGUUGAUUCUGACCUAAUGUCCGAAUGCAGUAUUGCACUGCAUAAACUGAAAAUGAAGGCAAACCUGUCCGUUAAGUGGUAUUUUGGUAUCAUUCCAUUCGUCAAAGUUUGGGGGAGUGCACACAUGAAUAUUUUUCUGUUUGUAUGUGUGAUCGGAAUGGGUUAAGCUCACUAAAACGCAGUAUUUCUUCAAACUAAUGUAUGCCGCCAAAGGUGGAGGUGGAGCUAAUGUCUGUUUAAAUUAAGCAUAUGGUAGAUCUGUCCAAACAUGACAAAAAAAAAUGACAGUGAGUGACAGAAGUUGUCCUGUAUGUAACAGUAUGCUGUGCAUUAGGUAAUCAUAAUAAAAAUAGAUCAUAUUUUCUUGAAAAAAGACCGUUAAAGUGUCAAGGCUAUAUUGUUUGGGGGAUUGGGUGGCUAUUGUUUGUUGGGGGGGAGAAAAGCACAUUUUGUAACCAUUACAGAUUUUAUAUUGUUAAGCACCUAAUCCUUGAAAUGGUAUUUGCACUUUCAUAAUCUUUACUUGAUACAUUCCCAAUUUAUAUGGAAAAUACAAAUGUGUGAUGUUUGGCCAAUGAAUUGGACCGAUUUGAGUGUGAAUCUUAAUAAAGUUGCUAAGACAA
This is a messenger RNA of Sinocyclocheilus grahami, 5730 nucleotides long. RefSeq names its product ankyrin repeat and IBR domain-containing protein 1-like. The transcript has 20 exons. Gene Ontology annotation, biological process: protein ubiquitination. The coding region runs from base 212 to 3424 and encodes 1070 amino acids. The record is from RefSeq and is a predicted model, not a curated record. Gene Ontology annotation, molecular function: ubiquitin-protein transferase activity; zinc ion binding; protein binding. NCBI's taxonomy places the organism in Eukaryota, Metazoa, Chordata, Actinopteri, Cypriniformes, Cyprinidae.